This is a messenger RNA of Peronospora matthiolae, 870 nucleotides long. Lineage: Eukaryota; Oomycota; Peronosporomycetes; Peronosporales; Peronosporaceae. The record is from the annotation of a GenBank genome assembly.
AUGCCAUCAACGGUGGCAGUGGACGACGCGAUUCGCACGCUGAGCGUGGAGCUGACGAAGGACAAAGACGCCGCUGUUAUCGGCAAAACAGAGGCGGAGAAAACGGUGCUGACGCAUUACGCUGCUAAGGGUCGGCGUCGCGCUGCUAUGGGAGCCAUCGCUGGGUCCUCGGUCAUGGCAGGAUUGUGGAAAAUGUCGAAGAAUCGGCAAAGACUGGCUGGGGCGUUCGCAAUGGUUUCUGGCGGUCUCUUUGGAGCUUCGUACGGUGUCAUAAGCAUUCGUCGGGACUUGCUCUCGGAUCUUCUGAUGCUGCCACCGGACAAGUCGCCUUUUGCAACUCAUGCCAGGACCAUUCUGACGAGCAAGAUACCAGAGAAUACGUUCGUGCAGGAGCUCAACGAGAAGUUCAAGGACUCGCUGGCGACAACUGAUUCGUGGACUGAUGAUGCCGAUGCACCGCGUACUUCUGGACCGAAACCCUCAAUAGGCCUUCCAUCUCCAGCGCACCGUUUCGACAACAAGAGUGACCACAUCAUCUCUUCGACCACGGGCUUCGAUCUGUCGCGUACCAAGAAAGAUCCCAGCGACGAUGAUUUUGGAGAGCCGAAUAACAGUGAAAGCCGCUUGCCGAUCUUUUUCGGUGCAAAGCCUUCGUCGGAUGAGGCUUCGGACGAUGGCAACAACAAUACUCCACUUCCUCGCGACCGCUUUACGCGGGAUACUCGCCGCUCGAAUCCCGACAAGAAUGCGGCGCCACUGCGCCACGACGAAGAUGACUACUUUUUCGACGUAGCCGGCAGUCAGGAUGCUCCAGUCCAACCCACUACUUGGGAAGAAAUCCGACGUCGGGCUGCAGAGCAGCGCAAGUGA